This is a messenger RNA of Bursaphelenchus okinawaensis, 963 nucleotides long. NCBI's taxonomy places the organism in Eukaryota, Metazoa, Nematoda, Chromadorea, Rhabditida, Aphelenchoididae. The record is from the annotation of a GenBank genome assembly.
AUGAUUACCUUCGUGAGUGACUUUAGAACACAAUGUUUAACUUAUCAAUGCACUAAUGAAGAGUUUGAAAACAUAACAGUUAGAUUGGAAUAUUAUUUUAGGUAGGAUUGACGAUUUACCACACGAUUGGAGCUGUUCUCUCGUUGGUUUCCUUGAGGAAAAACUCGAAAAUCUUGAAAUAUUUCCAUUUCGUUGCUACAAGCUUGUUGUUCCCUUUGGCUACUGUAGGUCGGGACUGUUCUAAUGAAGAAUGACAGUAGAUUUUUUCUUCAGACAGUCGUUACAUUGUUCUGGAGCUUAUAUCUGUACGAUAGAAAGACGUUGAUCACCGAAGAAGCCGAGUUUCUGAUGGAACACGAGUGGUUCAAUCAUUCUUUGGUAUGUUAAGGAUGGUACUGUGAGAUGCUUGUUUAAUAUCUUAGCAAAUAAUACGUAUUUAAAGCUUUGCUUUGGCUAAAACGAUAUUAUCCAUGUUGUUUUAGCACACAACGCCUUUGAUCGGCAUGGUCGUGGAUUCCCUUGCUUGGCGACAUCCUCGUCCUCACAAAAAGAGCGCGCUCAAGGCUAUUUUCCUUUUCACCGUGGUGUAUUUGAUCGAGUGAGUCAGGUCAUCUUAUUUUAGUUGUGGUAAAGGAGAUGUAAAGGUUUAAACGUGAAUCAAUAUUACUAUACUGGUGGUUACCUAAGAGAGGGAUGUUAACUUGAAUUUAUAUCUUGAGAAUUCAUGUUAAUUUAUAUUCUCUUGAAUUAAAAGGAUAAAUUAUUCAAUUCUCCAUUACUUUAUGUUACAGUAUCCACUAUGUCUGGUACGUUUCCGGUUUCUGGGCCUAUCCAAUCCUUGGCCAACUGAAUGAGCUGGAACGUUUGGCGUUUAUCCUAGUGUGCUGUGCCGUGAUCUUCAGUGCAUUUUUGAUUUCCGAUGCAUUUAACGCGAUGUUACAACCAAAGAAGAAGAAGAACUAA